Messenger RNA from Oreochromis aureus, 807 nucleotides. RefSeq lists its product as uncharacterized. NCBI's taxonomy places the organism in Eukaryota, Metazoa, Chordata, Actinopteri, Cichliformes, Cichlidae. Gene Ontology annotation, molecular function: sequence-specific DNA binding. The record is from RefSeq and is a predicted model, not a curated record. Bases 172 to 807 code for a protein of 211 amino acids. The transcript is spliced from 4 exons.
UAAGUGCUUCACAAAAACUCCCCUGACACACGCUUCGACACACAAGACACAUCACUAUCUAACAGGGCUUUGGCGCGUGAUGUCACGCGGGUGGGCGUGGAAAGGCUUUUGGGCUGAUGCGCCAUAUUUCGGGGCUCAAACGAAAGAGGAGCGAAAGCACACACAUCAGCCAUGGUUCGUACUUGCUGUGUGAUCGGCUGUACUGUUCGAUCGCACGACCGGCAAGGGAAUAAGCUUGGGAAUGGUUUAUCUUUUCAUUCUUUCCCGACAUGGAAGCAACAUGAGGGAGCUCAUAUAGCGGAACUUACCAAAAAAAGGCGUCUAGCCUGGAUAGCAGCCGUGGGACGAGUUGAUCUCCAGUUCUCUUCCAUCUCCAAAUGUCUGUUGGUGUGCUCCCGACAUUUUCACUCCGGGAAGCCUGCCUAUGAAAUGGAUCAAACAAAUCCAGACUGGGUACCAACGCUACACAUGAACUCCGAAAAAAGACGACGAACGCAAGGACAACAACAAAGAGCACUAGUCGGAGGCAGAAAGGCAGAGAAGGCAUCUGCAGAGGAGAUAAGAAGAAAAAUGAGACUGGAUGUGUUCAACAGAAGACAGACAGCAAAGCUAAAACGGAUAGCACAAAUCAAGCUAUCUGCAGAAGACAUCCCUCCAAGGGACCCAGCAGCCAAGGAUGCAGGACCAACAACCCUUGAUGGUCAAAGGCGGCUUAUUAAAGGUGCUGUCCCGACACUUUUUCAGUGGAAUAGAUAUAAAGUUGAACCGCCAUGGAGUAGUGUUUGGGAGAGAACGGGCGAUCCCUGA